Rhodamnia argentea is the source of this 3339-nucleotide messenger RNA. Its product is annotated as ribonucleases P/MRP protein subunit POP1. Lineage: Eukaryota; Viridiplantae; Streptophyta; Magnoliopsida; Myrtales; Myrtaceae. The transcript has 11 exons. The record is from RefSeq and is a predicted model, not a curated record. The coding region runs from base 189 to 2738 and encodes 849 amino acids. Gene Ontology annotation, biological process: tRNA 5'-leader removal. Gene Ontology annotation, cellular component: nucleolar ribonuclease P complex; ribonuclease MRP complex.
GUCAGACUCACUUCCUAACCCCACCUCGCCGCACCUACGCCGCGCCAACUCGCCACCGCGCCUUCUUGAGCUCGAGGGCCAUCUCUCUCUCUCUCGCCACCUCACCGUCGACUACGUCUGUCGCUGAAUCUCAGGGAGCGCGUGUGUCUCCUUCUCUCUGCGUUUUCUCAUACGUGCGAUUGCUCCUGAUGGGCUCUGAUGGAAGUAAAAGAUCAAUGGCUCCUCGGACUCUCAGUGUUAGAAAGUUUGCAGAAUCUAGAGCUGCUGAAGUUGAGAAUCUGCACUCCGUCGUAGCCGACAGAUUAAGCAAUAAUUUUCGCUCUCGAAGGAAUAAGAGGAGGAGAACCACUGCCCAUGAAAACCAACUGGCCAACAGAAGGCAUAGGCAGAAGCAAAAGGAUUCUCAGGUGGCUGGUGCUGAUCGCAAUCCUGCAGCUCCAGGCAAUGUUCCUCGACGUGUACGACGCAGAAAUGAGCUGAAACAAAAUCCCCAGAGUGGUUUCUGUACAUCAGGGGAUGGAACUAGGAGACUUAGAACUCAUGUUUGGCAUGCGAAGCGGUUUACUAUGACCAAGUUGUGGGGCUUUUACCUUCCUCUCGGUUUGCAGGGCAGAGGGAGGGGUUCAAGAGCUCUCUUGAAGUGGUAUAAGCAAGGAGUAGUCAUCCAUGACGCUAGUUACCAUUUUGAUGUCCAGUUGGAGGGUCCUCAGGAUUCUUUGAUUUCGGUGUUAGAUAGAGUACUAGUUCCAUCUCCGUCUGCUCAUCCAAUAGACAUAUCUCAGUCAAUUCUUUCUGGUGUUACAUAUGGAAGGGCUAUGCUUCACCAUGUUGGAACACCUCUUUCCAAGCCAAUUGCUCCAGUUAUUUAUAUGUGGAGAUGUUUGGACCAGCAUAAUACUGGUAAAGGUCAGCAGGAUUGCGCUGUAAAUGGCGAAGGUGUGCCUGAGAAUAUCGAUGGCUCUGUUCCAUUUCGUCGGCUAUGGGUCUGGGUACAUGUAUCAGCCUUUACUGAAGGAUAUGAUGCUCUAAAGUGUGCAUGUCAAAAGGAGAUGGAUGAAUUUGGUAGUUUGAUCCAUUGCUCUUCGCUCGAGGGUCAUCUUACAAAGUUGGAAGUUAUGGGAUCAGGUGCUUUUAAGCUUCUUCGGAAGAUUUUACAUCCAAUAAAAGAUGUUUUAGAAAGGCCUUUUCAGUUGAAGAAGCAUUCUUCUGUCGAGGCUAGUAAGGAUGAAAAGAAGAUGGAACGUGACUUGCUUCACAGUGAGGACGGUUUCCCUUCAUGUGCAAUUCUAUCUCUUAAUGUCAAGGAUCCUCGGGAAUACAAGGAUGAAGAAACUGUUAGUGAUUCAAAAAUGAUAGCUGUUAACACAGUUGACGAGGUUUUAUCACAUGUAACUGAAAAGCAGCCAUCAAUGACACAACCUUUUGCCAAAGGAGGAGGUUUAUUCCUAUUGUCACAGGCACAUCAUGAUUUGUGGGAUGUUUCUUCAGGAAUAAGAACCCCAAUUGAAGAGAAUGUUCUUCACACGGAGAGGCACAAGAAGCGCAUGGAUUUCUUGUGCUUGGAUAGUUUUAAUUCCGGGAUGACAAAUUCUUUACAUAGGUCGCAGUCUUCAAGAUCCUGCCCUAUAGUGCUUCUAAGAAAUGGGAGCGCAGAUGACCAUCUUAAAGGAUGGUCAAUCAUACUCCCUUUGAGUUGGGUCAAGGCCUUCUGGAUUCCUUUUAUUUCAAAGGGGGCUCAUGCGAUAGGUCUGAGGGAGAAGCACUGGAUUGCAAACAAUGCUUACAUGCCCUACUUUCCAUGGGAUUUUCCUGAUUGCAAUGCGUAUACAUCCUUUAUGGCAAUCGAAGCUGUUGCUUCUCAAUCAAAAGCAGAUUGCCGUCCUCCUGCAGUCAGAGCUCUAAAAGGUCCCAUUCCACCUCCGUGGAGUGCUAUUUGCCCUUUUGACAAAGCAUAUACUGCUAGGCUAGAUACUCUGAUCUCAAGUGAAAGAAGCACAAGCAACAGCAGUUCUGCAUCAAGCUUGACAAAUAGUAGCUCAGGUGUGACGUCAUCCAGACUUCAAGAUCAUUUGUGUGGUUUUAGGGGUUCUGUAGUCAGAACAAACAAGGAGCUGACCUGCUUCCUUAAAGAUUAUUACGGGGGUCAUUCAUUUUUAUUUCCUUACAAAAUGGUGAGCGAUAGGAGUUUCUUGAAGGCUCCGAAGGCCAAGAGCAAUGUUGGCGGAUUGGCAAAUGGGAUCUCUCUAAUCAUGGCUCUUCGUGACUUAUGUUUUCUAAGGGUGACACUGCAUGCCUUAAAGGAAGGUUUCUUCGAAGAAGGAGCAAUUGUAUGUGCGCCUCGUUUCACCGAUAUAUCAUCAAGGGCUUCGAGGCUUGAAAACAACAAAAUUGGUCUACAAAUGCCACAGUCAGCUGCAGCAUCAUACUUCAAAGAGGUUUGUCCUGGGGAAUGGGAAAUCCAAGUGCCAGAGGACCCAAUUGCUAGGGAGAGUCACCGUUGGCCUAUUGGAUUUGUCACAACGGGAUUCGUUCGGGGCAGCAAGAAGCUGACAGCAGAAGCUUUUUGUGAGGUAAACUAUUUAGCUCAUCUUAGAGAGGAGCAGUGGACAGAGAUGCACGUGGAACGGAGGAAAAGGGAGAUAUAUGUUCUAGUCAGGAAUAUGAGGUCUUCAGCAUAUAGACUUGCUCUAGCCACUAUUGUUCUGGAACAGAAGGAAGAUGAUUUGGAAUUCAUGUAAGAUGGCGGUAUCCUGUUUUUACCUGAUGACACUGGAUAAGCUGGUAAGUGUAGGACAAUUUUGAGUUUGCAUUCAGUAUAUAUGCAGCAUCGAUCUAUGAGUUUUUGGAGUCUAUUUCUUCUGAGGACAAGGAGCUAGCGAUAGAUACGAAAGCCUGGUUCUUUUGAGUUUCUCAGAUACCUGCUUCUCCUGAGGUUUUCACAAAAUUUCAAGAGGUGUCAAAGCUAAAGGAUAAUUUAAGAAGUGAGGAGAAAGCAGCAACAGUUUUGUUAGAGUGUGUCUACCUCUUUUUUGUUGGAACUUUUUUUUGGGUCUAUCUUUUUUGUUAUAUUAAAUAACCUAUGACUGGGGAGUCAUGGAAGAGGCAAAGAAAAUGUAAAUAAUUUGAGGUUUUAUUGAAGAGUGCCGAGAGAGCAUCAUUGGUACAGCUCCAGCGUCCCGAGGAUUGUACAACCCCAGUUUAGGCUCUCAAAUAUUGCCUGAAUCAUUAGCUGAUUAGGUUGUGCUCUAUACUCAUGGAGUUGACUCUCUUUCAACAGUGGGAACUCAUGCCUCAGUUUUCGACGGUUCACUUCUGUUUGAAGGAUGUUAGUUUUAAUGU